CAAGUAUGUAUUUGUUAUUAUUAUUUAAUGUUUUCAAAAUUUUAAAUUGGUGUAACUUUUAUUUUGAAUCUCAAAUUUUCAUUGUGGUUUCAUUUGGUCCCUGCUGUAUGUUUUCAUUGUGUAACUGUUUAGAAAUCAACAUUAUAGCUAAACAUAUAUAGCUGCUGUACAAUGAGAGUUUGUGUGUCUCUUACAGUAAACAAGAGUAUUGUACUGUUUUAUUUCACGAUUACCUGUAGGGCAUUUCUGCUUGCAUGGUAAAUAUACAUUUUUGAUUAUUGUAUGAACAUUUGCAUCAUGUUUUGAAGACGCCAGUACUGGAUGGAUUUUGCUUUGUUGAAUUUGAGAACGCACACUAGUUUUUUUGUCUGCCUAGCUUUUUUUUGAUACUUAAGGAAGGACUUCUGUGACACUUUUUUUGCCUUUGUCAUUUAUUUGACAUUGUUCAAAUGGCUGUAUGCGUUAAUCCUUAUUUGAAGUGUAUUUUAUUUGGGAUAUUUAUUAUAAAUUGAAUCAAAUUACUAAUUGUUUUGUGAAUUUUUUUUCUUCUUUUUUUCCAACAUUUAUUAUCCAUAUAAAAUGAUCUUAGAACAAAAUCCCAGCAGGCUGCUUUGAUAAAUAAGAUGAUUAAUUAGCCAGCAAAGAGUAAUUUGACAAAUGGCCUUUAACAAUUAAGCAGAUGCUUCAGAUUACUGUCUGCUGGUAUAAAGCAAAAAAAAAAAAAAAAUCAGGUUUUAGCUGUAGCCUUCAUUUAAAGCUGAUAACAUGAUGGUCUGAUCAGCUCUCCUCUUCAGCCAUGGGGAGCAUCAUUACAACAGAUAAAGCCAUGACAGUGCAGCCUACUAGAUUUCCACGUGUGGGCUACAGCAUACUGUCAUACCUCAUGUUUAUAAACACAAUAUUUUCUGUGUUUAAUAACUCGUUGGUGAUUGCUGUGAUGCUUAAGAACGUGCAUUUUCUCAAUGCGCUGAACGUCAUCAUUCUCAGUCUGGCCGUGUCAGAUCUCAUGAUUGCCAGCUGCGGCUCUGCCCUCGUCACCAUCACAAAUUACAAAGGAGCUUUCUUUUUAGGGGAUGCAUUCUGUGUUUUUCAAGGUUUUGCAGUGAACUAUUUUGGCCUGGUGUCUUUGUGCACUCUCACUUUGCUGGCAUACGAGCGGUACAACGUGGUCUGCAAACCCAAGGCAGGUUUGUAGUUGUGGAUCCAGAGAUCUACAUCCCACCUCGGGUGACCACCAUGCCGAUCUACUUCGCUAAGACCAGCUCUGUCUACAAUCCCAUCAUCUACUUCCUUACUAACAAGCGGGUGUGUAACUGAGUGUAUUCAUUCAUGUUUGUUUACA
Cyprinus carpio (common carp) is the source of this 1342-nucleotide messenger RNA. Its product is annotated as parapinopsin-like. The coding region runs from base 797 to 1195 and encodes 132 amino acids. NCBI's taxonomy places the organism in Eukaryota, Metazoa, Chordata, Actinopteri, Cypriniformes, Cyprinidae. Gene Ontology annotation, cellular component: membrane; photoreceptor outer segment. Gene Ontology annotation, molecular function: G protein-coupled receptor activity. The record is from RefSeq and is a predicted model, not a curated record. Gene Ontology annotation, biological process: G protein-coupled receptor signaling pathway. The transcript has 3 exons.